This is a messenger RNA of Gallus gallus (chicken), 3899 nucleotides long. It is a transcript of the gene KHDC4, whose product is annotated as KH domain containing 4, pre-mRNA splicing factor. Lineage: Eukaryota; Metazoa; Chordata; Aves; Galliformes; Phasianidae. The record is from RefSeq and is a predicted model, not a curated record. Gene Ontology annotation, cellular component: nucleus. Gene Ontology annotation, molecular function: RNA binding. The coding region runs from base 9 to 1601 and encodes 530 amino acids. The transcript is spliced from 13 exons.
GGCCGGAAAUGACGCUGCGGUUCGCGCGGAGGCGGUGGAGCCGGGCCGGAGCCAUGUCAGCGGGAGGCGGCGGGCAGCGCGACGCUGGGACCGCGGGCGGGCGGCGCAGCAAAUGGGAUCAGCCCGGCCCGGCCCCCGCCUUCCUUCUCUCUGGCGCGGCCCCGCUGCCCGGGCGGCCUUUCCCCGGCGGCGGAGAUGGCGGCACCGCCGUGGGGGUCUCCGAGAGCUCCGCGGCUCCGUCGGGGGCCCUGGAUGCGGCCGCGGCUGUGGCCGCGAAGAUCAACGCGAUGUUAAUGGCCAAAGGGAAGCUGAAGCCGGCGCCCAACACGGCGGAUAAGCUGCAGGCUUUGGGGAAAGGCCCGGCCACAAAUAAAAGCAAAGAUGACCUCGUGGUGGCAGAGGUGGAAAUCAACGAUGUGCCCCUGACGUGCAGAAACCUCCUGACGAGGGGGCAGACCCAGGAUGAGAUAAGUCGACUGAGUGGAGCGGCUGUCUCUACUCGAGGGCGAUUCAUGACUGCAGAGGAAAAGGCAAAAGUGGGACCUGGAGAUCGCCCUUUGUAUCUUCAUGUCCAGGGUCAGACGAGGGAGCUGGUUGACAGGGCUGUUAAUCGUAUUAAAGAGAUAAUUACUAACGGAGUAGUGAAGGCUGCCACAGGUUCUAGUCCAACAUUCAAUGGAGCUACAGUGACUGUGUACCACCAGCCAGCCCCCAUCACUCAGAUGUCUCCAGCAGUUGGUCAGAAACCUCCAUUCCAGUCAGGGAUGCAUUAUGUUCAGGACAAAUUAUUUGUUGGUCUGGAACAUGCUGUACCUACAUUUAAUGUGAAGGAGAAGGUGGAAGGGCCUGGUUGCUCCUACUUGCAGCAUAUUCAGAUUGAAACAGGUGCCAAAGUCUUUCUUCGUGGAAAAGGCUCAGGUUGCAUAGAACCAGCAUCAGGCAGAGAAGCUUUUGAACCCAUGUACAUCUACAUCAGUCACCCAAAGCCAGAAGGUUUGGCAGCUGCUAAAAAGCUGUGUGAAAAUCUAUUGCAAACUGUUCAUGCUGAAUACUCUCGAUUUGUGAAUCAGAUAACUACAGCUGUACCUUUAGCAGGCUUUGCACAGCCUGCUGCUAUAAAUAGUGUUCCUUCUCAGCCAUCGUAUUACCCUUCCAAUGGAUAUCAGUCUGGUUAUCCUGUCGUUCCCCCUCCUCAGCAACCGGUUCAGCCUCCAUAUGGCGUACCAGGCAUAGUUCCACCUGCAGUGCCAAUGGCACCAGGAGUCUUAACGACAUUACCUACAGGAGUUCCACCUGUGCCAACACAGUAUCCAAUAUCUCAAGUACAGCCUCCAGCCAGCACUGGACAGAGUCCACUGAGCGCUCCUUUCCUUCCUGCUGCUGCCCCUGUAAAAACAACCUUGCCAGCUGGUACACAGCCACAAGUCCAACCCCAUCCCCAAGGCCAAAAGAGGCGCUUCACCGAGGAACUGCCUGAUGAGAGGGAGUCAGGACUGCUGGGAUAUCAGGUACAGGCUUCUCCAGUCAGAGUGAAAUCGAUGGAGCCGGGUCGAAGCCAGCAAGUUCCUCAGGAAAGGAGAGAGAGAGGGACAGGCAGUUGAUGCCUCCACCAGCUUUUCCUGUCACUGGGAUGAAAUCAGAAUCUGAAGAAAGAAAUGGUGUGGGGUCUUUACCAGGCAGCCAUGGUGAGUGCAAUGAGUAGAAGACGUUUGUCAGCUGAGUUUGCAGUGGUCUUAAUGCUCAUUUGGGUUGGUGAUUGGUUUGUGUGUCCUUUUUACUGCAUUCAGUAAAAGGGAGGUCAUGGCUCUGUUCUAAAGUCACUGUGAUUCCACACGGUGCUUCUCGUGAAGCUUUAAUAAAUACCUCUAUGAACGAUGAGGGUGUGAUGAAGGCAGAAGGACUGAGCUUUGACCCACAGUCAGCACAGAAUCUCAUGGGAUUGCGCUGUAACAGAUGUCGUGUGGCUUUACAUUGUGUACAGCUAUCUCUAGGAGCACUGAGGAGUAUCAGUGGCAGUUAUGGUUCAGGUGUGUAUUUACAGACAUGAGUUCUGUCAACCCUGUCUGCAAACAGAAGCGUUAUUAGACUUCCUCCUCUCAUAGGGCUGUCACACGUUGAGUAUCUGCAGCUUGGUAAUACAUGAAAUCACUUUAACUCUCCUGGUAGUUUAGUGCCUUCCAUACCAGGCCUGCAGGUGGAUCGUGUUAGUUUGUUUAACCUUAGUUUCUCUGCAGUAUUGCUCCCAGAGAUUGUUCUUCUAGCUUUCUUUUGAGCAAAAGUUCUGCUUUUCUUUACGUAUUGCUCUCUAAAACGGUGCAGUUGCCAUCACUUUGACCCGUUUGCUAACUUUACCUUUCUUGUGUGUUUCUUUCUUCUUUCUCUGUUCUCUUACAUGGUUCUGAUGGAUCACAUGUGCUGUUGCUGGUGCUGUUUCGUGUGGCCUUCGACCUUGGAUGACCAUUGGCCUUGUGACCUCAAAAUGGUGUCCAACUAACGAUUUACAAUUAACAUCUUUUUUUAUUAACUUGUUUUGGGGCAUUUUAUCUCCCUCUAUUUUUAUUUUUCCUUCUUGGGGGCUGGGGGGGAUUGUUCUGUUUUCCCCCCAUAGAUCAUCAAGCAAAGAAGAUGAAAACAUCCGAGAAGGGCUUCGGAUUGGUGGCAUAUGCUGGAGAUUCAUCCGAUGAAGAGGAGGAACACGGUGGCCAUAAAAAUGCAAGUACUUUUUCACAGGGGUGGAGUUUGGGAUACCAGUAUCCUUCCUCACAACAGCGAGCCAAACAACAGAUGCCAUUUUGGAUGGCACCAUAAAAGCUACAGAACUGUCUUCAUUCAUCUCUUAUUAUUAUUAUUUUUUUUUUUUUCCUCUAGCAAUAAUGCAUGUAUAUCACAAAAGGAACUUUGCAAAUACGCAUUGUUUUUACAUUUGCAGAAGCUAAAGGUUCAGUGUUUCCGCCUUGAAAAAGGGCUCCAUUCUUUUUCAACUCUUUAUUUCUGCAGUGAAUUUGUCACCUGUGGGGAAACAUUUGAGAUAGCAUUUGGCCAGGGCCAGUCCCUGACAGCCUGGGGGAAGGUUCUGGAAGGAGAAACCUGUCGCUCCCUUUCCCAUUUUUCCAGGCUAACUUAAAAAAAGGAAACUGUCAGCCACGCUGACCUCACGGCCCACCUGGUGGUGUGUUUUAUUUAGUGCUCCUGCUGUCAGCCCGCGCUCACGGCCCCAUUAAUGGUGACUGUGGGUUCAGUGUUUGGACUUCCAACAAAGGGAAGCAGCAUCCAAAUAGGGCAGAAAUGGGCUGGAUUGCGUUUCUUGAAGCCGAUGAUUUUUUGCUUUCACUUUAAGCACCUCCUGCCGGGACUCCACGUUGCGUUUCCUUUGCAAUGUGGUUCGUCUCACCCCACGACUUCUGCUUCCAGCCAAGCGCUGGAGGGGGGUGGGGGGGUUCGGUCCUUGUUGGCUUCGUCCUGCUGCUGCCCCCCGCUGCCGUGCUGCUGUCACAGAUCCUCGCCCGCCUCCUCCAUUCCGCUCAGCAGUUCGUAUGGGACCGCUUCCCCGAGCUCCUCCCCCCUCUCUUAACUCGCUUUGAUUCCACCCGUUCUGUUUGGCGCUGCUCAAACAAGGAGAGAACGGCGGCGGUGCGUUCGGCGCAGCUGCCGCUGUGGGGGGGAGGAGCGGAGCGAUGUCGUUACGGACACAAAGCACAGCGCGGGCGGUGGUGGCGGGGCGGAGUGCUGCGCAGCUCAUGGGCUGUGGGGCAGCAGCAGCUCCUGGAACAGCAGGGGUGGCUCCGAGCCAUCGGCGCCGGGAGGGGCUGGCACCUUUGUACAAACACUGACUUUCCUAUGUCUUGUAAAUAAUUAGAACCAUGCUUUCGUUAUAAAUAAAUGUAUAAAUGAUGUACAAA